Molecule: messenger RNA, 1254 nt
Organism: Necator americanus (New World hookworm)
Lineage: Eukaryota; Metazoa; Nematoda; Chromadorea; Rhabditida; Ancylostomatidae
Exons: 3
Coding region: 1-1254 (417 amino acids)
Source: RefSeq, a predicted model, not a curated record
AUGAAUGAAUUUCUGUUGGAAUGUGCGAUUUUUCUCGACGACGACGAUAACGCUGAGGUUCCGUUUCUUAACGAGAUGCGUCAAAAGUCUCCAAUUUUGAUUCGAAAAUGGAUAGUGGUUCUGAUCACCGUCUCCCUCGUGCGACAAUACGACUUAGCCACACGAUGGAAAAGAACAUCUGCUAUCGGGAACGAAAGAGAAAAGAAGUCGUCUACGACGAUUACGCACUCGAGGACUCCUUAUCUCAAGGUGACUGGCACAUGUGAGGACCCAAAUGUGGACUACGAAAUGCUGCUCAGAGGAUUACGAACUUGUGCUGAUCGUGUUUCGAAGUCACGCACGACAAACUUGGACCGAAUUUCGAAGACCACCAAGAAAUUGUUGGAAAGAAAAAGGUCUUUGAGUUUCGAUCCGAUUGCAUCGCACACUGAGCGGUUAGUAGCAAACACCAGCUGUAGAAAUGCGUUGCAUGAAGAUCUUCCGAAAUACAGGCAGAAAAUGAUUCUGGAAGCAACACAAAGAAGAACGAGUUUAAAGAAGUGCCGCAGCGAUCUCUGCGAAUAUAAUGUUCCGCUAGCAGCCUUGAUGAGCAAAGACGAGACUCGCACGUCUUCUCGUCGUGAGAUGGAAAUCAUUACGGAGAGGUUCUACUCGAACCUUUUCCGUUCAUCAACUCUUGUGUCAAACCCGAUCAUCUGCACUGGUGAAGCUCCACCACGGAUUCUUCCUUCGGAAGUACGAGUUGCUACCAAAAACAGGAAAUCUGGUACGGCUCCCGGGCCUGUUUUUAUAUCAGUAGACUCCUACCUUCAGAAAGAAAGGAUCACAAAGUGGUGGAAGACCUCGCGAACCGUUCUUAUCCAUAAGAAAGGUGACCGAGAGGACCUUCGGAACUACCGUCCGAUAUGCUUGCUGAGCGUGUUAUACAAAGUAUUCACAAAGAUCAUCCUCACGCGCAUAUCUAGGACGCUGGAUGAAGCGCAGCCUCAAGAACAAGCUGGAUUCCGUCAGGGGUUCAGUUGCAUAGACCACAUCCAGACCGUGUCGAGGGUCUGGAUUGCAGAGUUCAUGAUGGACGCCUACUGCGAGGACGAAGGAGUACAACUUGAAGGCUCCCAAAUCGUGGAAACUUCGUCAUACGUAUACCUCGAACGUUCUAUGAACAUGGAAAACGAGUUGAAGGAAGAACUGAAUAGAAAAAUGAGAGCAGCAAGUUCAGCAUUCGUUCCGUCAGGGAAACUACGGAGCAACUGA